AUGGACUUUCAUAUGAGAUGUAAUUCUCUCAAAUGCCGGGCCCAGCUGAAGGAGAGAGCGGUGGUCACAACAUGCUCUCACAUCUUCUGUCUAGGAUGCGCUGGCGACCUUGGACUUGCACAUCCCACCAACGGCGACCGUCGUUGUCCCGCCUGUUCAACUGUCCUUUCCAACCCCGAUGAUGCAGUUUCAACCAUUUUAAAUCCCACGGAGGACUACAAGACAAGCGUUCUAAGUGGCCUCGAUCCUAAUACCAUUAUGGAGUGCGCCGGGCGUGCCUUGGGAUUCUGGGCAUAUCAGAGCACGCAAGAGAUAUUCUACCAAGAAUUUCUCGGGAAAAGUCUCACUGAGAAAUACGCAAGUCUGAGUAUGCAGAUGGACAAAGUAAUCCACAACGCCAAUUCCGAGAUCGCAACUCUACACGGCAAAGUCUCCGACCUGCAAGGUGCACACGAACUACUGGAGAAGAAGAAUCAAGAACUGAUCGACCUCAAUCGGGAACGGUCCAAGAAACUCACCCAGAUCACAAAUCUCUACAGUAUCCUCAAAGCGCGCGCAAUGCGAACCCAAUUGCAAAAUGCGGCCUCGGACACGGUCACUCAGACCAUCAACACAUUCACAUCUCGAACCGAACCUGUUGAUCAAAUAACUCACACCAACAACCAAACCUAUCCAAAGGUUCGAGCUCCUGGUGGUGGACCAAAGACGCCGGUCUUUCCAAUGAGUCCUGAGGGCGUUGAACAACUCCAUCGGUACCAACGAAGUGGCACCGGCAGCUCCAAACAAGCGGGUAAUAAGAGAUCUGGCGGGAAAUCUUUGGCGGCCCCAGCAGGUCGAUUGAACUGGAAGUCGCCCGGGGUCCCACCUCCCAUGAUCCCACAGCACCGUACUCGUCUUCCGCAGACCUCUCGGCAAUCAACUAUCAUGUCAAACCUCCCAUCUGGGGAAGCUAUGCUUGCGCGAUUCGGAAAUUGA
Messenger RNA from Penicillium cosmopolitanum, 975 nucleotides. RefSeq lists its product as uncharacterized. Gene Ontology annotation, cellular component: synaptonemal complex. Gene Ontology annotation, biological process: reciprocal meiotic recombination. The transcript has 5 exons. The record is from RefSeq and is a predicted model, not a curated record. Gene Ontology annotation, molecular function: ubiquitin protein ligase activity. NCBI's taxonomy places the organism in Eukaryota, Fungi, Ascomycota, Eurotiomycetes, Eurotiales, Aspergillaceae. The coding region runs from base 1 to 975 and encodes 324 amino acids.